Orycteropus afer afer is the source of this 3048-nucleotide messenger RNA. RefSeq names its product PHD finger protein 20 like 1 (gene PHF20L1). The coding region runs from base 1 to 3048 and encodes 1015 amino acids. NCBI's taxonomy places the organism in Eukaryota, Metazoa, Chordata, Mammalia, Tubulidentata, Orycteropodidae. Gene Ontology annotation, cellular component: NSL complex. The transcript has 20 exons. The record is from RefSeq and is a predicted model, not a curated record. Gene Ontology annotation, biological process: regulation of transcription by RNA polymerase II.
AUGAGUAAAAAGCCCCCAAAUCGUCCUGGAAUCACUUUUGAGAUUGGUGCUCGUUUGGAGGCACUGGACUACUUACAAAAAUGGUAUCCAUCACGAAUUGAAAAAAUAGACUAUGAGGAGGGCAAGAUGUUGGUUCACUUUGAGCGAUGGAGCCAUCGUUACGAUGAGUGGAUUUACUGGGAUAGUAAUAGGUUGCGACCCCUGGAGAGACCAGCACUAAGGAAAGAAGGGCUCAGAGAUGAAGAUGAUUUCUUUGAUUUUAAAGCCGGGGAGGAAGUUCUGGCUCGCUGGACAGACUGUCGCUAUUACCCCGCCAAGAUUGAAGCAAUUAACAAAGAAGGAACAUUCACAGUUCAAUUUUAUGAUGGAGUAAUUCGUUGUUUAAAAAGAAUGCACAUUAAAGCCAUGCCCGAGGAUGCUAAGGGGCAGGUGAAACCUCAGCAUCCACUAAGCUGGUGUUGUCCUAUCGACCCAGCUGGAUCGUGUAACCAGUCUAUGGGAAGUGAGGAUUGGAUAGCUUUAGUUAAAGCAGCUGCUGCAGCUGCAGCCAAGAAUAAAGCAGGAGGUAAACCUCGAACCAGCGCUAACAGCAAUAAAGAUAAAGAUGAGAGAAAAUGGUUUAAAGUACCUUCAAAGAAGGAAGAAACUCCACCUUCUACAGCCACACCAGGGGUUGAAAAAAAGGAAGAUCUGCCUACGUCUAGUGAGACAUUUGGACUUCAUGUAGACAACGUUCCAAAGAUGGUCUUUCCACAGCCAGAGUGCACGUUACCAAACAAGAGGAAAAAUAAUCAAGGCAACUCAUUUCAGGCAAAGAGAGCGCGACUUAACAAGAUUACUGGUUUAUUGGCAUCCAAAGCUGUUGGGGUGGAUGGUGCUGAAAAAAAGGAAGACUGCAGUGAAACGGCUCCAAUGCUGGAGCAGGCGAUUUCACCUAAACCUCAAAGUCAGAAAAAAAAUGAAGCUGACAUUAGCAGUUCUGCCAACACUCAGAAACCUGCACUGUUAUCCUCAACUUUGUCUUCAGGGAAGGCUCGCAGCAAGAAAUGCAAACAUGAAUCUGGAGAUUCUUCUGGGUGUCUAAAACCCCCUAAAUCACCACUUUCCCCAGAGUUAAUACAAGUCGAGGAUUUGACGCUUGUAUCUCAGCUUUCUUCUUCAGUGAUUAAUAAAACUAGUCCUCCACAGCCCGUGAAUCCCCCUAGACCAUUCAAGUCUAGUGAGCGGAGAAGAAGGUCUCAGCGUUUGGCCACCUUGCCCAUGCCUGAUGACUCUGUAGAAAAGGCCUCUUCUCCCUCUCCAGCCACUGAUGGGAAAGUAUUCUCCAUCAGUUCUCAAAAUCCACAAGAGUCGGCAGGCCCAGAGGUGCCUGAUGUUGCACAUCUGUCACUUGAGAAGCUGGGAUCGUGUCUCCCGCUUGAUUUAAGUCGUGGCUCAGAAGUUACAGUACCGGUGGUUCCCAACCCUUCUUACCAUAAUGAAUUCCCCAGAGUGGAAAAGGAAGACCUGCAGAUGCUUACGUACUCCUCCAAAGCAGGGACUGACGGAAGGGGAGCUCCAACAGCGUCAGGAAUAUUGAAAACAGAAAAAAAAGUGAAAUUGGAAGAAAAAAGCUCAACCACAUUUGGUAAGAGAAAAGAAAAGGAUAAGGAAAGAAAAGAGAAAAGAGACAAGGAUCACUACAAACCGAAACAGAAGAAGAAGAAGAAAAAAAAGAAAUCAAAGCAACAUGACUAUUCAGACUAUGAAGACAGUUCCUUAGAAUUUCUGGAAAGGUGCUCCUCUCCACUAACUCGAUCUUCUGGGAGUUCUCUGGCUCUGCGAAGCAUGUUUACAGAGAAAAAUACAACCUAUCAGUACCCGAGAGCAAUUUUGUCAGUUGAUCUUAGUGGUGAAAACUUGUCAGAUAUGGAAUUCCUAGAUGAUUCUUCAACAGAGAGUUUGCUUCUAAGUGGGGAUGAGUACCAUCAGGACUUUGAUUCCACCAAUUUUGAGGAAUCUCUGGAUGAAGAUAAUGCUGUUAACGAGAUUGUGAGAUGUAUUUGUGAAAUGGAUGAGGAGAACGGCUUCAUGAUUCAGUGUGAAGAGUGCCUGUGCUGGCAGCACAGCGUGUGCAUGGGGCUGCUGGAGGACAGCAUUCCGGAGCGGUACAUCUGCUACGUUUGCAGAGACCCCCCUGGGCAGAGGUGGAGUGCAAAAUACCGUUGUGAUAAAGACUGGCUGAAUAAUGGGAGAAUGUGUGGGCUGCCAUUUUUAAAAGAAAAUUACUCUCAUCUCAAUGCCAAAAAGAUCGUUUCCACCCAUCACCUGCUUGCUGAUGUCUAUGGUGUGACGGAAGUACUGCACGGCUUGCAGCUGAAGAUCGGAAUACUAAAGAAUAAACAUCAUCCUGACCUUCAUCUCUGGGCUUGUUCUGGGAAGCGAAAAGACCAAGAUCAAGGAAUUGCUGGGAUGGAGAAAAAACUGACAGUGCAAGGCAUGCUUCAUCUAGAAGAAAAGACUUGCCAUGCUCAGAACCAUAGGGAGCCCGCCCGUUUGCCCCCUUGGACGGAAGGCACUUACAUCACAAGUGAGCACAGCUACCAGAAGCCGCAGAGCUUCAGUCAGGACCGCAGGCCUCUGCCAGAGCCUGAGAGCUCGGAUGAUGACGAGGUCAGCAGCUUUGAGGAAGAGCAGGGAUUCCAUAUGAGGGAGAAGAGCCGCUUACAGUUCUCAGGAAAGGUGGAUGGAGUGUCAGAGAAGAAGCCAGCUGAAGGGAGUACGGGAUUUAUUUAUAGUGAUAGAAAGGGCUCCACAGACCCCGGAGACUCCCAUCUUCAGUGGCAGCUCAAUCUCCUCACACACAUCGAAAACGUGCAGAAUGAGGUUACCAGCAGGAUGGACCUAAUUGAAAAAGAAGUUGAUGUUCUAGAGAGCUGGCUUGAUUUCACAGGGGAGUUGGAGCCGCCAGAUCCUCUCGCAAGACUGCCACAGCUGAAACGCCACAUAAAACAGCUACUAAUUGACAUGGGCAAAGUACAGCAAAUAGCAACCCUGUGCUCUGUAUGA